Messenger RNA from Arabidopsis arenosa, 2169 nucleotides. Lineage: Eukaryota; Viridiplantae; Streptophyta; Magnoliopsida; Brassicales; Brassicaceae. The record is from the annotation of a GenBank genome assembly.
AAUUUUCUCUCGACGAACCCUAACUUUUCCCCGAGUUUGAUCGAUGUCGUUAGCCCUUCACGACCCUGAUCUUGUUGGUGAUGUCGAUCCCGAAGCUGAAGACAGAGAUGAGUUUCACAUGGAAGAACUGCUAAAGGAGUGGACCGACGAACCACCAAUUCGCCACGAUGUGUACCCGGAGAGUGAUGAUGAGGAAAACGCCGACGGUUCUGGAAGAUUUGACACACAUAUCAGGCGUGGUGAUGGGUUUUUGUACCACAAGCAGAGUUUUUUCAGUGGGGUUGCGUUCAAAGAGGCGGUAGUUGAUUACGCUCUCAGAACCGGCUGCAAUAUAAAGCAGUACAGGUAUGAUUCCGAUAAAAUUGGGUUCAUAUGUGUUGGUUGUGAUGGGAAAAAAGGUGGAGCUAAGUGUGAGUGGAAAGUUUAUGCGGCCAUUCUCAAGAGUGAUAAUAUGUGGAAGAUUAGGAAGUUUGUUGACACACAUAGCUGUAUCCCUAAUGGAGAAUGUGAGAUGUUUAAAGUGCCACAUAUAGCUAGGUUAUUUGUUGAUAAGAUUAGGGAUAGUCCUGAAUUUUACAUGCCCGCAAAGAUUGAAGAAAUAAUUAUGGAACAAUGGAAGAUUAGUGUCACUAGGAAUCAAUGUCAGUCUGCGAGAAAGAAGGCUUUGCAAUGGAUUGAGAAAGAGUAUGAUGAUCAAUUUGCAAGAUUAAGGGAUUAUGCGGCUGAGAUAGUUGAAUCAAACAAGGAUUCACGGGUUGAAGUUGAAUGUCUCACGAGUGCUGAAGGUAAAGACAUGUUCAAUCGGUUCUAUGUAUGUUUUGACAGUCUUAGAAAGACAUGGAAGGAGUCUUGUAGGCCUCUAAUAGGCAUUGAUGGUUGUUUUCUAAAGAAUAAGGUUAAGGGACAGUUACUUGUAGCCUUAGGUAGGGAUGCAAACAAUCGCAUAUAUCCUAUUGCUUGGGGAGUUGCUAAAGUAGAGAACACUAUAAACUGGGUGUGGUUUAUUAAGCUGCUGAAAGAAGACUUCGGAUUAAGGGAUGGUGAAGGCUUCAUCAUGAUAUCUGAUAGGCAAAAGGGUUUAAUCAAAGCGGUUGAGCUUGAGUUACCCAAGAUAGAGCAUCGGAUGUGUGUACAACACAUCUAUGGGAACUUGAAGAAGAUUUAUGGCAGCAAAACAAGGAUAAAACCACUGCUAUGGAAUUUGGCUUGGUCUUAUAAUGAGCAUGAGUAUAAGCAGCAUUUGGAGAAGAUACGGUGCUAUGACACUAAGGUCUAUGAGUCUGUGAUGAAGACAAAUCCUAGGAGUUGGGUUAGGGCAUUCCAAAAGAUAGGCAGCUUCUGUGAGGACGUUGACAACAACUCAGUGGAGUCUUUCAACGGAUCUUUGAACAAGGCAAGAGAGAAGCCAUUUGUUGCGAUGUUAGAGACAAUCAGAAGAAUGGCAAUGGUGAGGAUUGCCAAAAGGUCUGUUGAAUCGCAUACUCACACAGGUGUCUGUACACCUUAUGUUACAAAGUUCUUAGCUGGUGAGCACAAGGUCGCUUCUAAUGCGAAGGUGGCUCCAAGUACCAAUGGGAUGUAUGAAGUCAGGCAUGGUGGAGAUCUUCACCGUGUAGACUUGAAGGCUUACACUUGUACCUGCAUCAAGUGGCAGAUUUGUGGAAUCCCGUGUGAGCAUGCAUAUGGUGUCAUCCUCCACAAGAAGCUUGAACCAGAGAACUUUGUAUGUCAAUGGUUUAGGACAGCAAUGUGGAAGAAGAAUUACACAGAUGGCCUCUUUCCACAAAGGGGUCCUAAGUUCUGGCCCGAGAGUAAUGGUCCGAGAGUGUAUGUACCUGAGCCACCAGAAGGAGAAGAAGACAAGAAGAUGACAAAGGCUGAGAAGAAAAGGAAAAAGGGUGUGAAUGAGUCUCCUACUAAGAAGCAGCCAAAGGCUAAGAAAAGAAUCAUGCAUUGUGGAGUUUGUGGGGCAGCUGAUCAUAAUUCAAGACACCAUAAUAAAGACAAGGCUUCAAUUUCUUCUUCGCAGCCAUCUCAGCCUGAACCAAGUCAAGGCUCACUCACUCAAGCUUGAUCUAGUAGUCAUAGCUUAGAAGAACUAGGGUAGAAGACAUAGGGUACUUAUAUUGUGGUUGUCUCUGAUGUAAUUUUCGACCACAAUGACUUAUU